AUGAAGGCCGCUGUGAUCUCGCCUGCGCUCUCGAUGUGGUGGAAGGUCGGUGCCAUCUCGGGUGCCAGCGCUGUGCUACUCGGGGCUUUCGGUGCUCACGGACUCAAAAGCCACGUGAAGGACCCGCACCUGCUCAAGGACUGGGAGACGGCAGCGCACUACCAAUUGGUCCACUCGGUAGUUCUGCUAGCCACGCCCAUGUGUCGACGUCCGGGACUAGCGGGUGGUCUCAUCACCACUGGGACGCUGCUCUUCUCGGGCUCGUUGUAUGCCAUGACGCUCACGCAACAGAAGAAGCUCGGCAUGGUCACGGUGCGUAGUUGUUCUGCAUAA
This is a messenger RNA of Phytophthora nicotianae INRA-310, 333 nucleotides long. RefSeq lists its product as hypothetical. NCBI's taxonomy places the organism in Eukaryota, Oomycota, Peronosporomycetes, Peronosporales, Peronosporaceae. The record is from RefSeq and is a predicted model, not a curated record. The transcript has 2 exons. Bases 1 to 333 code for a protein of 110 amino acids.